Messenger RNA from Hydra vulgaris (swiftwater hydra), 721 nucleotides. NCBI's taxonomy places the organism in Eukaryota, Metazoa, Cnidaria, Hydrozoa, Anthoathecata, Hydridae. The record is from RefSeq and is a predicted model, not a curated record.
AAGUUUUCUUCUCUCUGUAAUUCUGUAUGGUAUAUUUUCAAUGACUGCAGUUGGUUAUGAAGAUCUUUUGCCAGUUUUUGCUGCUACACCUGAGAUUUAUAAUGGAUUGAGUAUGAAUACAUCAGACAUUGGUUUAUUGUAUUUAUUAACAGGUGUUUCUAUGAUUGUUAUUCAGUUUUUUGCCAUCAAUAAGUUUGUAAACAGAUAUGGCGUCAAAAAGGUAUUUUGCACAUCAACACUGCUUUAUUCUGGUUUAGUUUUUUUACUCCCAACAACCAGGCUAAUUAAAAAUAGGAAAGGAUUGUGGGUAGGAUUGUGGAUUACCCAAUGCCUUAUUAGAUCAAUGUACACUGCAGGUCUUUUAUGUAUCCAUGUUUUUAUAAACAAUUCUGUUGAACCAGAGUUUCUAGGAUUGGCGAAUGGUGUUGGAUUAUCUUUUGCUUCAUUAGGAAGAGCAAUUGGCUCAGUAAUUUUUGGUCAAGCAUACUCCUGGUCAAUGAAGAAUUUAAAAAAUCGAUUAGAUUUGCACAAAGCUGUUUCGUUUCCAUUUAACGAGUACUUGGCUUUUGCACUGAUGUCUGUUUCUACGUUAGUUGUCUUAACAGUUGGUACUUGCCUUCCUAAUAGCAUUAAUAAGAAAUACAUUUCGCCAAAAUUAAAUCAAGAAUGUGAAAUGGAAAAAACACAAAAAGUUUAAUUUUUUGGUUAUUGUGAAAUUUAA